This is a messenger RNA of Suillus subaureus, 237 nucleotides long. RefSeq lists its product as uncharacterized. The coding region runs from base 1 to 237 and encodes 78 amino acids. Lineage: Eukaryota; Fungi; Basidiomycota; Agaricomycetes; Boletales; Suillaceae. The record is from RefSeq and is a predicted model, not a curated record. The transcript has a single exon.
AUGAAGCAAACAAUCGGAAACCUUGGUCAAGAGAUCUGGCAGCCCUCCAACCCUUACACUAAUCUUUCAAAAGAAGGUGUUCAGCACUGCCAAGUCAAUACUCUCCUGUCUAUCAUGCCUGAGCUUGAUAAACCUCCUAAAGGUCUUCCAAUGGGAGUCAUUGACUUGGGAGAUGAGUAUGCAUUGCUUUGCAAAUGUGAUAGAUACACUAUAUUUCUAACUGGAGAAUCUGCUUGA